Molecule: messenger RNA, 1563 nt
Organism: Puntigrus tetrazona (Sumatra barb)
Lineage: Eukaryota; Metazoa; Chordata; Actinopteri; Cypriniformes; Cyprinidae
Product: protein shisa-5-like
Exons: 5
Coding region: 183-866 (227 amino acids)
Source: RefSeq, a predicted model, not a curated record
GAUCGCCUGUCGUUUAAUGUUUCAGUUUAUGUUGACAUUUAACGAGUCCCAUUCACGGCGUGCGCGUUUCCUUUCGCUUUCGUUUCUCCCCGGGCUUCUCGACAGGAAAUCGGCUGCGCGUUUAUCAGACGCCCCUGAGCUUCAAGAGAACACAGCGAGGUCUAAAGAGGAAGAGCUGCACCAUGGCGUCCCUCUCAGCCGUCCUCCUGCUCUUGUUCGCGGGUUUGUUCACGGCGAAGGCGGGUGAUGACUGUAGAAGCUACUUCACCACGAGUAACGUCUACAAGCCCGGGUCCGUCUGUGUUUUUCCGGACCACUGCUGUGGAAGCUGUGACUUCAGAUACUGCUGCUCCAGUCCGUUUUCGAAGUUUGAUCAAAACGUCUGCGGCACGAAGAACACUGUAGUCAUCAGCUCAGUGGCCGGGGGGCUCGUGAUCCUCGUCGUUUUGUUCAUCACCUGCUGCUGCUGCCCCUGCUGCUGCAUGUAUCAAAUGUGCAGGAAACCCAGACCCGUGGUAGGAACGCAUGUGACUGCGAUCACGAACACGAGCGUGAUUCAGCAACCGCCCGCGGCGCAGGGGAUCCAGUAUUCACAGUACCAGCCGGUGCCGAAUCAACCUGGAUACGCUCACCCAAUGCAGACGGCGCCAUACCAGGGACAGCCCUAUGCGCCAGGACCCCCUCCACCGUAUCACGUGGCCAUGAGUCCUGGAUAUCCCACUAGUCAGUACGCGUACGACGGAGGCCAGGCCGUGUACCCCACGCAGCCGCCCGCCCAGCCAGCUCCUGUUUACAUGCCUCCAGAGACGUCGAGUCAGCCGGCCUACAACCCUGCCUACGUGCAGCCACCGAAGACCACUUACUGAACCGCGAGAGCCAUUGCUGGAGCCUUUAACAUGGCUGUAAGAACGAGCCUGAUUUCACGUGGACUGCUACAGCCAGUUUUGUUUAGCUUUUGUUACUUUUCAGGCGUCGUUUUUCGCUCUGUGACACACUGGGAAAAUUCAUUUUGGAACUGUAAAUGACACAAAAUCGACUCCGGCCUUUCUACUUUUUAUGUAAGCAAAGAGUGGUAACAAACAACAAUUCAUGUUCAUUAGAUCUUUAACUCUGCUUUGUUUUUUACUCUUCUACUUAAAGAAAGUGUCAACUAUUUUUCCAUUUUGACUUUUGGCCGUUUGUGGGACUCAAAUGCAACAGCUUCUGAACAACAGUGAGUGUUAGAAAAAGUCCCACUGACUUUCUGCCAGUUUACAUGUACAUGCUUUCUUUUAAGCACAGAAUUUUUUGAUAUGUAGCUUGUUUUUUUUUUUAUACGUUAUUGUUAUAAAACUUGUGUCUUAUAUGUUUUAUGCGUAAAAGAUGUGAAAAAUGCACUGGUGCGUUUGCUGCACUUGAAUGUAUAUAGUGCUGCCUACUGGUGAAAAAAAAAAAAUCUCUAGUUUCUGAAUUAUUAAUCGUCUAUUUUUAGUAGAGUACUUUGUCUCUACUAAUCUAUGAAUAGCCUUUAAUAGCCAAAAUCAUAAAUUAUUUGAAUGCAUAAAUACAAACAACUAAUUUUUA